Molecule: messenger RNA, 2514 nt
Organism: Macaca mulatta (Rhesus monkey)
Lineage: Eukaryota; Metazoa; Chordata; Mammalia; Primates; Cercopithecidae
Gene: IL18BP
Product: interleukin 18 binding protein
Biological process (GO): T-helper 1 type immune response
Molecular function (GO): interleukin-18 binding
Source: RefSeq, a predicted model, not a curated record
CCACCUGUGGGGCUGCUCCCCUCCUCAGAGAGGGGAAUGGGGCUGGUCAGAGGACCCAGGGAUCACCCUUUCACUUUUUUCCCCCACCCCCAUGUCAGGCUCAGGUGAGAAGCCGAGGCCAGGCUGUCCAAAGCUCUUUUCAUGUGUAACAGUCCUGAGUCCCUUGACCUCCCCUUGGCCCAACUCUGGCCUUGGUUCCACUAAGGCAGAGUCCUCUUGUCUCUUCCUACCAUCCCCCACUGGACUGUGUCUCUCAGAAACCCCAGGCAGCCUUGCCUCCUGACCUAAUUCCUGGAGAUGCUGGUGUUCCUGGGAGGAAUUUCCCCUGCAUCUUACGUGCUAGAAGCCCCUGGGGCAAGAGGUAGGGGGAGGAAUUGAGAGGAGGAAAAAUGUGAACUGGAUACCUAGAGAAGAAGGAUGUGACUUGUAGUCUCCUAUGUCUAAAUUAGGAAUAUGAAUCUGGUUUUUCUACAAGAAACUUGAGAUCACAGCUGACUGUGUUCCUGAUGCAUCCACUAAACCUAGUUCCAUCUGUGGGCCUCCCUGGCUCUGUCACCAGCCCUUGCACCCUCCUGAUCACAGGAGUCACAAACCUCAGACGUGCAGCUCCUGUCCACACUUAAUGUAUGCAUGCACAUUGGAUCACCCAGCCCUGGUCUUUCUGCUUCCAUGGAUAACUGCAUGACCCUGAGAGGGAACCUCCUUAGAUUUAGCAUCCUAGGUUCCUCACACGCCUCACCCUGAAACCUGGCCCUCCCGCAGCCCCAGCACCAUUUGUCCCAUCAGUGACCAGAUUCAUAUUCUGGUGUAGCCUCUGUUGCCGGAGCCAGUGCUGAACCAGUCCGCCUCUUCCCCGGGAAGUGCCCACCCUUCCCUCCUGUUAGGGUUGGCUCUCGAGCUUGUGUACCAGUUCCUGGGUUGGCCGUUUGAGAGUUCUACAGACAAGGGGGAAGUGCGCUCGGUGUAUUUCCUGUGGUGGGUGUACAUGCAGCUAGACACAGCUAACUUGAGUCUUGGAGCUCCUAGAGGGGAGCUUCUGGAAAGGAAGCUUCUUCAGGACCUCUCGGAAGCCAGUGUGAAGGUGAAGGAGGAAGCAGAUGCCUGUUCAUAUGGAAACAAAGACCUGGCUGUGAAGAGGGAAGGUGAACACCAAAGUCCUGACACUUGGAUGGGGCAGAAUUGAUCUAGAAGAGGACAUUGUCACAGAUAAAGAGCCAGCUCACCAGCUCCUGACACAUGCAUCGUGACCAUGAGACACAACUGGACACCAGACCUCAGCUUCUUGUGGGUCCUGCUGUGUGCCCACAUCAUCACUCUUCUGGUCAGAGCCACACCUGUCUCGCAGACCACCACAGCUGCAACUGCCUCAUCUAGAAGCACAAAGGACCCCUGCCCCUCCCAGCCCCCAGUGUUCCCAGCAGCUAAGCAGUGUCCAGCAUUGGAAGUGACCUGGCCAGAGGUGGAAAUGCCACUGAAUGGAACGCUGACCUUAUCCUGUACGGCCUGCAGCCGCUUCCCCAACUUCAGCAUGCUCUACUGGCUGGGCAAUGGUUCCUUCAUUGAGCACCUCCCAGGCCAGCUGUGGGAGGGGAGCACCAGCCGGGAACAUGGGAGCACAGGUACGCGGCUGUACAAGGCCUUGGUGCUGGAGCAGCUGACCCCUGCGCUGCACAGCACCAACUUCUCCUGUGUGCUCAUGGACCCCGCACAGGUUGUCCAGCGUCACGUCAUCCUGGCCCAGCUCUGGGCUGGGCUGAGGACAACCUUGCCCCCCACCCAAGAAGCCCUGCCCUCCAGCCACAGCACAGGGCCACAGCAGCCCACAGCAGCAGGGUUAAGACUCAGCACAGGGCCAGCAGCAGCACGACCUUGACCAGAGCCUGGGUCCUACCCGUCUACCUGAAGUCAACAGUCCCUGACUGCCUGCAGGCUGUGUGGGCGAGCAACGCGCCCCCUCCUCCUCUGCUUUGGGUCCCUUCUCUCACCAAAUUCCAACUCCAUUCCCACCUACCUGGAAAAUCGCAGCCUCCUUAUAAUAAUGCCUCCUUCUCCUCCUGCCAUUUUCUACCUACCCAUUAGCUUUCCUAACGUCCUACUCCUCACACUGCUCUACUGCUCAGAAACCACCAAGACUGUUGAUGCCUUAGCCUUGCACUCCAGGGCCCUACCUACAUUUCCCACAUGACUUUCCGGAUGCCUCCAACUAUUCUUGCUUUCCCCAGACAGCUCCCACUCCCAUGUCUCUGCUCAUUUAGUCCCGUCUUCCUCACCAUCCCAGCAGGGGAACUCUGAAGCCUGGUUGAAACGCCACCUCUUCAAUGAAGUUACCCUUGUUCAGCUCUGGCCACAUUCUGCAGACUUCAUGUCUUCUUGCUGUAUGUUGUUUUUUUGUUGUUUUCCUUCACUCUAAUGGACUGAUCCAGGGAAGGGAUGGGGGCAGUGGCUGCUUCGGCUCCACACUGUAUCUGUGUCAUCCCCACAUGGGUCCUCAUAAAGGAUUAUUCAAUAGAGGCA